This is a messenger RNA of Mytilus trossulus (common blue mussel), 4905 nucleotides long. RefSeq names its product slit homolog 3 protein-like. Gene Ontology annotation, molecular function: protein binding. The transcript is spliced from 2 exons. Bases 263 to 3166 code for a protein of 967 amino acids. The record is from RefSeq and is a predicted model, not a curated record. Gene Ontology annotation, cellular component: extracellular matrix. Lineage: Eukaryota; Metazoa; Mollusca; Bivalvia; Mytilida; Mytilidae.
UGGUUAAGUGGCAGCCAUUACAGAUACCUGACUCACCUGGUUAUUUUUACCUGUGUAAAGGUGUGUGACGUUGAAAUUGAUUUAGAACAAAAACAAAAGUUUAGACUUGCUUUCUAAGACAAAAUGAGAUAAGCAAAUGUAACAAUUAACUGGGAAAUGUACCAAAGAACAUCUGUGACAUAGUGAAACCAACAUCAUCGAAAGGACUUUGAUGUUUACCUGCUGAUUAUUUGUAAACAAAUUGUACAGACCUUCACAAACAAUGGGAGGAUAUAGAAUAUACAUAACAAUAUUAGUGAUAUGGAUGGAAAUGACUAUGAUACAAGGAAACUGUCCAAUAGCUGAGUGUACUUGUCUUGAUGGACAGCCCCCUUCUAACGAAAGGAUAAUAGAUUGUCGUGAAAAAGGUUUAUUAAGUGUGCCUGCCAUAAAUGCUACUGAGGAAAUAUUUCAAGAGCUAACACUCAGCAAUGCUCCUGAAUCCAAUUGCCGAGGAUUAAGUCCACAAGCAAAAUGCAACAGAAUUCUACAUAUUUCAAGUAAUGCAUUUGCUGGGCUGAAAGUAAGAAAAAUUGACUUCAGUCAAAAUUACCUGGGAUCAUCAGUGGCAAGUGAUUCAUUUAGAGGGUUGGAAACAUAUCUGACGGAACUCAUUUUAGAGGGUGACGAUACAAACCUUGUUCCGUUUUCAUCAUUGACAACACUUACGAAACUCAAGUCAUUGACACUUGAGCGUUUCACUCUAAAUAACAAUGGCAUUGGCAUUGAGUCAUUUCCGCAAGACUUUACUGAUCUGGAAACACUUGUCUUACAUACACUCAAGAUGCAAUUUAUAUCAAGUAAUUCUGUCUCAGGAAAAUUAAGGAAUCUGAAGAGAUUAGAAAUAUUAGACAAUCCAGACUUCACAACAUUCCCCCUUGGUGCUAUACGAAAACUAACAACAUUAGAACAUAUUCGGUUUGUGCAGAAUGGCAUUCAUACGUUUUAUCAGGCUGCAGAUGCUUUUAUUGGUCUAAAUAAGCUAACCACAUUGGAUUUGUCUCAUAAUGAACUAGCAACCUUACAGGCUGGGUGUUUCAGUCAUUUAUAUGACAAUUUAGAAUAUCUAGGUUUGCACCUGAAUUAUUUAAAUGGACAAAGUUUGGUCACUCUAAAAGAGGGAAACUGGACAAAGCUCGAACAAUUAAUAUUAGACAGUAAUCCGAUAGGUUCCAUUGAAGUAACUACAAAUUUGUUUAAAAAUAUGCCACAUCUGGCAAAUUUAAAUUUACAACAAACCCAACUUACUCGAAUUGGACAAAAUGACUUUGUAGGCUUGUCAAACCUACAAUUUCUUCAUUUAUCUGGGAAUGAAAUCACACAUAUUGAUCCAGGAACCUUUAAUAAAACACCAAGUUUAAAGGAACUCUAUUUAGAUUCCGUUGGCAAAUCAGAUGAUAAAUUGAGCUUCUCCAAAGAUACUGCAGAAGGACUUCAGAACUUGCUACGAAUAGACUUUAAACUGUCUCACAUAGAACCCAUUGCAUUCUGGGAUUCAUUGAAAGUAAUGACUAAUUUACAACACAUAUAUCUAGAAAAUAAUGGACUUUUAAACAUUCCAGACUUAACAUUUCAAUAUCAUACAGAAAUGAAGAGUUUAGAGAUAGCAAAUAAUGGACUAACUGAACUUACACAAGCUCAAAUUCACGGUUUAGGAAACACUCUCACAUCUCUGCAACUAACUGGGAAUAAUAUAAAACUUAUCGAUAAAUGUGUCAUUGAAGAACUUUCUGUGUUAGAGAAUUUAUACUUGGAUCAGAAUCCUAUGCAUUGUGACUGCAAACUGACAAAGUUAUAUGAGUGGGCAAAACUACAGGAAAGUAGUAAUAGUAUUUUUGGAUAUAUUCUAAGAGCUGUCUGCAGUACUCCACAAAAUCUUUACAAUCGACUUCUUACUAAUGUAUCAUCCAGUGACCUUGUUUGUCAACCAGGUACGCAACCAACUCAGUGUCAAACUUUCACAACAUCAACAACGAGUACAACCACGCCAUCUACAACUACUGUUCCUUUACCAGUCAUUUCUCUUAAUAUCGGUGUUCGUGAUGAACAGGGUCUUUCAUUUUCUUGGAAUGUUCUAAAUGAAGAUCAGUUGUCCAAAUUUUUCAUUACCCAUCAACAGCUUGGAACUAGUGAAACAAAUGACCCAGUACAGGUUGAUUCAAACCAAAGACAAUGGACACUGAAUCUAGACUAUCACAAAGACUAUUCAAUCUGCAUCAAAGCAAAAACAACUGACAACAGAGUUACUGUUCCUGACUGCAAGAAUUCGUUAGGAGGUAUUAAGACAACAUUUGCACCAACUGCGAGCCCUUCCACAGGGUUAGGUUCUGGAGAAAUUGCUGCGAUUGGAGCUGGUUGUGCACUCGUCCUUAUUCUCAUCGUAGUGAUCCUUUUCUUCCUAAUAAGGUAUCAAACACGCCCAAAAUAUAAAGACACACCUCCUGUUCACUUUACUGCAUUUGCUGCAAGACCGACAACUGGAUAUGAUUCAAAACGUUUCUCAAAACCAAAGAAACCUCAUGCAAAUGGUGAUCUUAAAGUAAGUGCUAUAUCGUCAGGCAAGACUGGUGAACCGUCAAGUCCUAACAGUCGCCAUUCGGCAGGAAGUUAUCAAUAUCUUAAUGAAAAUCAAAUGAUUAAUAUACAACCCCAUCUAAACAAUGGUAAAGGAGCUAGUGGCACAUCACGUGACCUUCCGUCACCGCCAGGUUACUACCAGAUAACUAACAACCCAAAACAUGCUGCACCACAAGGAUAUCUAAAUGACCCUCAUAUGAAACAAAGAGAGAAUCAAGGAUAUUUAAAAGAUUCCGACUCAAAGGAAAACAGAAAUUUGAGAGAUUCAUCAUCCAAUAAACCUCGAUAUGAUAAAACACCAGGACAACUUAAGGGUCAAGCGCCACAGCCUCACUCUUACGUUAAUGACCAUCAAGGGUCACCCCCAAGUGUUUAUACGAAUGACAUUAAAGAUAGGCCGCUUCCUAAACCAAGGACUAAACAUUAUGAAAAUAAUAACACUGCCGGAUUCUUAAAUCAUGGAUUUGAUCUAGACAGUCCAACACAAAGUCCAACAGACAGUCCGUCAGACCAUACAUAUCAUGAAAUAACUCCAGAAACUGAAAUAUGAAAUCUGGGAUAAUAUAGUGCUAUUAAUCGGAGUCCUUAGCCUGGAUUACAAUGUGAUAUCAUGUUCAGUGUGAGAAUGUGACAUUCAUAAACAGGAAGGAAUUUUAUGAUACUGUGUGCCUACACUCUUUCUGAAAAAGGACUGAUCUGGUACCAGUAUCAGACAUGGUCAAAAGGACAAAGCCAUUCUCAUGCAAAGAACAUAUUUUUUCAAUAAGAGAAAGAUUGCAAGAAAAGAGAAUGAGCUAAUGCCUUAAAGGCUCAAAACAAUUUUGACUGAUUGUGAUAAAAUGAUAUCAGUGAACAUGUAGAUCUGUCCAUUCUUCUCAUGAUUAACUGUUGUAGAGAACGAAAUAUAGAUAAUAUUUAUUUUAUGAGGAACAAUUUAUAGUAAGUAAGUGAUAUAAGCCAAAAUGUACUAGUUUCAUAUCAUACAUCAUAAAAAGUAGUAACUGUGAGUGUUUUAUUUACUUAAUAAGUAAUGUGUACUAUAAUUGGAAUAAAUUUAUGUAUGGCAUGGUAUAUCUAAGAACAUUAUAAUACAUUCAGGUUAAAAUACUGUAAAUAACCAAGGAAGAUCGUAUUUGGAUAAUAAUUUUAUCACUAUGAAAUAUUCACAGAUUAUCAUGAACAGAAUAUGGAAAGAAUUUAAGUGAAAAUACAUUCCUGUCAUAGCAAUAUUUGAUUUUGACUCCCUUCCAUCUAUGCUCAUUUUUCUUGAAUCUGUUAUAGUGGUCUUCUGCUAGUGUACUUUCCCCAAAUGCAAAAGACCAUGAGUUGAUUUUGGACCACUUAUAGAAUUGACUUUCAAAGCACACAUUUCUACAAAGAACACUGUUUCAAAAAUAAAAUCAAAGGACUGUCAGCUUAGAGUCAGCAAAAUGUGAUUAAGAAAGGAAAAUGUCCCUGUGUGUAUCUUAAGAACUAGCACAUUAACAGUGUACACAUUUGUGUACAGAUCUGUCUACACAUUUUACAUUAACAAGUUACUAGUUAACCAACUUCUUGAGACAUAUGCAUUGCCACAUUUUGAUACAUCUUUAUUUUGACUUUAUGAUUUAAAGUAAACGACUUCUUUAAACAUACAUGUUCCGUUAUUUUGAUACACAAUUUACUUUGACUUGAUGGUUUAAACUAUCAGUGCAUGUCUGUACAAAUUCCUAUGCAAUAUUACACAACUCUUUUAUGUAUGUCAACAAACGCAGAUAAAAAUAAACACCUUAUGGUUAUAUGCAAUCCAUUUAAAAGGGUACAACUAUACCUUUCUAGUCUUUAACUUAUUUGUGUUCUAUUGAAACUUUUGUUUACUAACUAUGUGAUAAGUUCUAUAAGCUUAUAAACUUAUAACCUUCAUGUGUGUAAGCCAUUUUGUUUUUUAAACCUAAGUUAACUUUAAGUUGUUUUUUUAUCCUUUUGACUCUUCACUUUCUUUCUUUCCAUGUUUUAUUUAUCUUUUCCAUUUAAAAAAGUCUUGAGAUUUUCUAUGUUUUAUGAGAGAAACAUUUGAAAAUUAAUGAAAUUUACACAUUAACAUCAAUUUGAAGAUAAACUUUUCAAAGUAAUUUUACAAACCAGAUUUCAUGAAAUAAGUUAAGUUUGCACCCUGUUAUUGUACACUUUCAAAAUUUGCCAAAUUUCGACAUUAUUUUCAUUUUAUUCAUUUGCUAUGUAUAUUGUUUAAUGUCUUUCUCUUUUUUGUUGUUGUACAUUUCCAUAUAUCUAUUUCCUUUCAUAAAUUAC